Molecule: messenger RNA, 1438 nt
Organism: Medicago truncatula (barrel medic)
Lineage: Eukaryota; Viridiplantae; Streptophyta; Magnoliopsida; Fabales; Fabaceae
Product: signal recognition particle receptor subunit beta
Exons: 7
Coding region: 361-1137 (258 amino acids)
Molecular function (GO): GTP binding
Source: RefSeq, a predicted model, not a curated record
UGAUAGUACAAAAUAUUUUAUAAAAUGUCUCAUGUAAAAAAAUACACUCUUGUUUCUCCUCACUUUCCAAUUCCAUGAAAGCAAAUCAGAGAAGAAAAAACUGAAGUAACCAUUGUUUGUUAUAUUUUGUUUUAUCAAACAAACAGAACCUUUGUUUGUAUCCGCAAAUUCAUCAUAGCUUCACGAAAUCGUUGUUUCUUCUACCGCGCCUGUCACAAAGGGAACAAACUAAGUUUCGCGUAACUUUUUCGACACACUAGAUCUGCCGAUUCAGAGCACCGUCAGCAGCCACCGUGUAAGGCAGAAAACCUUUCCUUUGCUUUGUCAACACUUUGAAGACAAAAACCGCUCCAUUUCACAAUGCAAGAGUUAGAGCAAUGGAAGGAACAAGCUUCUCACCUGUUGAAUGUGGCUAAUGAUUAUCUUCGCGAGGUUCCCCCCAAUCAGCUCUAUGCCGCUGCUGCUAUUGCUGUUUUCACAACUCUACUUCUUUUAUUGCGGUUUUUGAAGCGCACCAAGUCUAACACCAUUGUGUUGACGGGACUUAGUGGGAGCGGGAAAACCGUUAUCUUCUAUCAGCUUAGGGAUGGCUCUACUCAUCAGGGUACUGUUACAUCAAUGGAACCUAAUGAAGACACUUUUGUUCUUCAUGGGGAAACAACGAAGAAGGGAAAGAUAAAACCAGUUCAUAUUGUUGAUGUUCCUGGACAUUCUCGUCUUCGACCCAAGUUGGAUGAAUACUUGCCUCAAGCAGCUGGCAUAGUCUUUGUUGUUGAUGCUUUGGACUUCUUACCAAAUUGCCGUGCUGCCUCAGAGUACCUAUAUGAUCUGUUGACCAAGGGAAGUGUUGUGAGGAAGAAGAUUCCACUGCUUAUUCUCUGCAACAAAACCGACAAAGUCACUGCUCACACCAAAGAAUUUAUCCGCAAACAAAUCGAGAAAGAAAUCGAAAAAUUACGGGCAUCGAGAAGUGCAGUUUCAGAUGCUGAUGUUACAAAUGAGUUUACUUUGGGGGUGCCCGGCGAGCCAUUUUCCUUUACACAGUGCUCUAACACAGUUACAACUGCAGAUGCUUCUGGUUUAACUGGGGAGAUAUCUCAGCUAGAAGAGUUUAUCAGAGCACACGUGAAGCCAUAGCUGGAUGUUUAAACAAAUUUUUCUUAAACUAAAUCCAUUAUGAAUGGGGUUGUUCCUUUUGGUUUUUACAUCUUAAAACUCAACACAGGUUGGACUAAGAAACUAGGAAGGGCAUGUUCAGGGUAGGAAUCACUAUGUUGGGAUCAAUGAGGAUAGAAUUCAUUGGAAGCCCUGGAAUGUUGAUUGGAUUAUAAUGAUUCAACUAUUAUUUGUCCCAGUACUUGCAUUUGCUUUAUAUAUUCUUAAAUAUCAACCAUUGUCCGGGCAUUUGUUCGUCCCGACCUCAGCUUUAUUUUCAUAA